Molecule: messenger RNA, 1509 nt
Organism: Armigeres subalbatus
Lineage: Eukaryota; Metazoa; Arthropoda; Insecta; Diptera; Culicidae
Product: zinc finger protein 836-like
Exons: 5
Coding region: 239-1402 (387 amino acids)
Biological process (GO): regulation of transcription by RNA polymerase II
Cellular component (GO): nucleus
Molecular function (GO): DNA-binding transcription factor activity, RNA polymerase II-specific; zinc ion binding
Source: RefSeq, a predicted model, not a curated record
UAUAGCAUUCGAAUUCGACCGCGAAGACCCGACCCAAACGAAUCGAUGAGAAACGUCAAAACAAAACGAAUAUUUUUGUCGCAGAAGGCAAAACAGCCAGUGUUUGGAUUUGUUGGCAACUGCCUGUUCUGUUUUGCAGUUAUAGUAACGUACGAAAGAAAAUAGAAUUUUCAUGGUAAAAUAGUUCUAAAACUUAGGAAUCUAACGAGGAACCUUAAUUCUAAGCGCUACCUGCAAGAUGGAGUUAGAACCCCAGUUAUGUCGGUUAUGCCUAGUUCCUGUUGAUCCAGCUACUGUAGUUGUUCUAAACCAAGCCGUAGGAUUGAUCGAAUCAAUCCUUCAAUUAACUACAAUCAAUGUGAUAAUAGAUCGAACACGUAGUGUAUUUAUGUGCGACCAAUGCCGAAACAUGCUCGACUUAUCCAUACAGUUUCGCAUGAUGUGUCUUCAAAAUGACGAGACAUUCAGGAAAAUGUAUGCCGAACAUGCAUUGUCCUUAAAUACCGAAACGGAUGUAUCUGAUAAUUGCGAAGCAGAAUUUGUCGAUUGUAAAAUUGAAACAGAAAUAUCUGAGGUUUUGGAGAAAUUGGAACCCGAAAUAACCAUUCAGGAUAACAAAGUUUUAAAAGGUAAACGACAAGCGUCGCCCGAUGAAUUUAAAAAGAGAACACUUCGCAGAAAGUUGAAAGCAACAUUAAACACCGAAUACAGAGAACAUGACGAACAACGUCCGACUAAGGGAGUAAAAGCGAAGAAGAAACGCAAAAAGAUUAAAGCGCACCAGAAAUCAACGACCGGUAAUCAGGGUGAAAAGACACAAUGCCAGAUUUGCGGAGAGUUUUAUAGUCGCGAUGUCUUGCGUAAGCACCUGUUGAUCCACAAAGCUGAUCGACCGAUGUAUUCAUGCGAUCAAUGCCCGAAGAAAUAUCCGCACAGGAAAAACCUGAGAGAGCACAUAGAAAUCGUGCAUGAGGGUAAGGCAGACCAUACGUGCGACAAAUGCGGCAAAACUUACAAUCGGAAGGACGCUUUGAACAAGCAUUACAUUGCUGAACAUACGGAUUUGAAGAACUUUGAGUGUAAGGUUUGCUUCGAAAAGUUCUCUCGCUCGUCAGCCUUGGCCUACCACAAUAAAAUGAAGCAUUCAAGUUUGCGACCGCAUGCAUGCACAUAUUGUGAGAUGACGUUCAAAAGAAGCAAUGAUUUAGUGCUUCAUGUUCGGACGCAUACUGGCGAGAAACCAUUUAAGUGCGAUUUGUGUGACAAAAGGUUUGCCAAGAGCUACAAUGUUGUGAUUCACAAAAAGUCGCAUAGAAAUGCUGAAUUGCGAAAGGCAGCUCAGCUAAAAACCGAAGCUUCGGGACAAUGUUCGGAUCUUGUUGUGACGAGUGGUUUAGAAUGAUGUAUAUCAAGUAGAAAAGGGCAUAUUGUAACGAUAAUUAAGUUCUUAUCCAGUAUCCCACAAAGGAUCAGAAGUUAGUAAAUAAAGUUAAUAAUUUUAUAAAAAAA